Messenger RNA from Austrofundulus limnaeus, 1259 nucleotides. It is a transcript of the gene rln1, whose product is annotated as relaxin 1. The record is from RefSeq and is a predicted model, not a curated record. Gene Ontology annotation, molecular function: hormone activity; G protein-coupled receptor binding. The transcript is spliced from 2 exons. Bases 332 to 844 code for a protein of 170 amino acids. Lineage: Eukaryota; Metazoa; Chordata; Actinopteri; Cyprinodontiformes; Rivulidae. Gene Ontology annotation, cellular component: extracellular region.
GAGAUGCCUUGAGUGCGACGUGCUCACACUUAAUAUUAUUACUACAACAAAAACAUAACUCCAAGUACGUCACUGCUGCCGGCCUAAAUGACGCGUGUGUGGUUGUUUCACGUAAAGGAGAGAGGGAGGGGGGCUCGGACCCACAGGUCCAGGAGUGAACUAUAUAAGGUUCUGGCCACAAGAGACGAGCAGAACAACACGGGGGAGACGCAGCUGAAGCGCUCGUUGCUGCUCUGCCUGAAGUCUGCUGUCGCUCGGGAGCAGGUCUGAGGUGGAGCCCACCUGUGAAGCCCAAAGCAGCCGUUUGAGCCUGAGUGAGAGAAGAAAGAAAAUGCUGUGGAGGGUGGCUCUGGCCGUGGUGUGCGUCGGAGGCGUGUGCAGCAGCGUGAGAGCUGAUGUGAUGAGCAGGAUGAUGGUGCCCAGGGACUACGGGGUGAAACUGUGCGGCAGAGAGUUCAUCAGAGCUGUCAUCUUCACCUGCGGCGGCUCGAGGUGGAAACGAUCCACSGAGGGCGACGCAGACCCGUUCCAGUGGACCUCCCUCAGUGAUCUCCCAGCGGAAGACGACCGGCAGAGCUGGCAGCUCGACGCAGAGCGCUCUCCUCUCCCCGUCCCCUCCUCCUCCCUGUCAGACCUCCUGACCCUUUACAGAACCUCCGGCGACAGGCAGCGGUCCCCUUCGAGGGUCUCGGACACACCGGGCGGGUCGGUGGUUCUAGGAGAGCAGGAGGACGCCGCCGACUGGUUCGUGUCGAGCAGGAAGAAGAGGAACUUUUCUCUGGGCGUGGCGGGGAUGUGCUGCAGCCAGGGCUGCACCAAGAACGAUAUCGGUCGCUUGUGUUGAGGCAGGCGGGAGGGGAAGGGAAGGGGAGGGGAGGGGGGUUGAUGGUGCCACAUGUAGAUUUAGGCAGUGUACAGUGCUGAGGAGGAAAAUGCACCACGUCAGUCCAGAUUCGAGAUUUUCUCUCGUGGUUUUUUUUUUUCUUAUUUGAUAAUUUAUUAAACAGUUAUGUUCUGUAUGUAACGUCUGUCAUCUCUCCUGUGUCUUGGAAUAAAUUUAAAAACACUGUUAAUAUGAAAUGUUGAGCAGUGUCAUGUUCUCUAACUGCUUCUGUAUUUUUGCACAUUAGGGGGGGGUAUAUUUUCCAGGCACAUAGUUCGAUUCUGUACCAUAAUCAAGUAACUAUUUUACCAUCAGUUGUUAUGAAAAUGCUGUUUACUCAUAAAUAAAUUUGACUUUGCAUCAUCAUCUAUCUAAA